Adineta ricciae is the source of this 858-nucleotide messenger RNA. Lineage: Eukaryota; Metazoa; Rotifera; Eurotatoria; Adinetida; Adinetidae. The record is from the annotation of a GenBank genome assembly.
AUGGCAACUGCAAGAGAUACAAUGACUACCGAUGAUACAGCUGCUGGCACUAAUAAUAACAACAACAAUAAUUAUUCGGCUAGUAAUCUAGAUAUUGACCAGCAAACACAACAGCAACAAGUUGAUAUAGAAAAAGAAAUUGCUGAACAUCAACCGUUAAUCGGUGAAAAGAUUGAAACAAGCGAAUUGAAAAAGGAAUAUCUCUCCGAAGAUAAGAUUUAUCAAGAUAAAAUCUCGGAAUUAAUUAAAAGAUAUAAAUACAUUCGUCGUACACGUGGUGAUGGAAACUGUUUCUAUCGUGCAUUUGGCUUUGGUUAUCUCGAAGAGAAUCUCAAUAAAUGCAAAGAACUGGACAAAUUCCGUCAAUUGACCUAUGAUUUAAAAGAUAAGCUUGUUCAAUUAGGUUAUCUAGAUUUCACGGUUGAAGAUGUCAGGGAUGUCGUUCUUGAAAUAAUCGAUGGUGCACGAAAAGAUGGAAAUGAAAUCGGUUUGAUGGAAAGUUUCUGUUCAUCAUCCCGUUCCGAUUAUUUUGUUGCAUAUUUACGUUUAUUUACAUCGGCUUAUUUACAAAUGAAUUCGGAUUUUUUCGAAAAUUUCAUCGAAGAUGGAAAAACUGUGAAACAAUUCUGCAGCACUGAAGUCGAGCCUAUGGGCCGUGAGUCCGAUAACAUUCAUAUCACUGCUUUAGCUAAAGCAGCAGCGGUUCCGUUACGUGUGAUCUAUAUGGAUCGAAGUGAACAAUCUUCAUUAACAACCCAUGAUUUUGCCGCCAAUGAUGAUGAGAAUCCACAUACGUUCAAACCGAUGAUUACAAUGCUUUAUCGACCUGGUCAUUAUGAUUUACUCUAUGAACAUUGA